GAAUUCCAAUUCAAUUCAAUUCAAUGGAGCACAAUAUGCACGUGAAUGCACCGCCUCUGCAUCACUGGGGCUAUGGCGCCGCUGCUGCCGCCAUGCCUGCCACGCCCCAAGGUCACUGGGUGCCGCCGCCCCAGAGCCACAGUCACCAGAGCCUGCAGAGCCAUCAUAGCCUUCAGAGUCACCAGAGCCACCAUUCGCAUAACAGUCUGAAGCGCGCGCUCUCCGAGAGCGACUGCGACGAGCUCUACUCGGAGGAAUCUUCCAAAGAACAAAUCUCACCUGGUGAAGGUGGAAGCUGUCAGCUGAUGAGCCGCAAGAAGCGUCGCGGCGUCAUUGAAAAGAAGCGCAGAGAUCGCAUCAAUUCAUCGCUGACCGAGCUGAAGCGUCUGGUUCCCUCCGCCUACGAGAAGCAGGGCUCAGCCAAGCUGGAGAAGGCCGAGAUACUGCAGCUAACUGUGGAGCACUUGAAGAACUUGCAAUCGAAAACUCUCGACUCGCUCAGCUACGAUCCGCAGCGCGUGGCCAUGGACUAUCACACCAUUGGGUUCAGGGAAUGCGCCGCCGAGGUGGCACGCUACCUGGUCACCAUCGAGGGCAUGGAUAUACAGGAUCCACUGCGGCUUCGCCUGAUGUCGCACCUGCAGUACUUUGCCCAGCAGCGCGAGAUCUCUGGCGUGGCCGCCUAUCAGCCCAAUUGUGCGGCCACGCCCUAUCAGACAGCCUAUGCAACGGCUGCCGUUGCGCCCUCCGCCAGCUCCUCGUAUGUGCCCAGCACUGGGGGCUAUAUGGGCGCCUCGCCGCAUCAUGUCAGCCGCUCCAGCGUUGCGACCACAGCGAGUGGUGCACCUGUCAGCGAGAGCCACUCGGCAGAGGCAACCGCACAGCAACAGCAGCAACAACCACAACAACAACAGCAGCAGCAGCAACAGCAGCAGCAGCAACAACAACAACAGCAGCAACAACAACAACAUUAUACACAGGAGCAUAGCGCACAUGCCGAGCAGCCGCAACAGGUGCCACAGUCGGUGCAACAGGUGCAACAGGGGCAGCAGGUGCCCACCUACAUUGAGCUGACGAACAGCCAUCGCAACGAGCUGCCGCCCAGCGAGACUCUCAGCUACAGUGCCACGCCCCAAUAUCCAGUUGCUGGCAGCCAGGAUUACAAUGCGAGCGCCCUCCAAUAUGCCGCAGCCAAUGGAGCUAAGCCCUAUAGACCCUGGGGCGCUGAAAUGGCCUACUAAACCACGAAUG
Molecule: messenger RNA, 1251 nt
Organism: Drosophila arizonae
Lineage: Eukaryota; Metazoa; Arthropoda; Insecta; Diptera; Drosophilidae
Gene: Hey
Product: Hairy/E(spl)-related with YRPW motif
Biological process (GO): regulation of DNA-templated transcription
Molecular function (GO): DNA binding; protein dimerization activity
Source: RefSeq, a predicted model, not a curated record